AUGGCUGCGGAGCAGGGCGCGCGGGUCGUGGGGCCCGGGCCUGGAGCCGGGCCGCGCCAGCUAGUGCGGGCCCUCCUGCUGCUGCUGUGUCUGGCGGCCCGCAGCAGCGCGCUCUACUUCCACAUCGGGGAGACUGAGAAGAAGUGCUUUAUUGAGGAAAUUCCGGACGAGACCAUGGUGAUAGGAAACUACCGGACGCAGCUGUACGACAAGCAGCGGGAGGAAUACCAGCCGGCCACCCCCGGGCUGGGCAUGUUCGUGGAAGUCAAGGACCCAGAGGACAAGGUCAUCCUGGCCCGGCAGUAUGGCUCAGAGGGCAGGUUCACGUUCACCUCCCACACCCCUGGCGAGCACCAGAUCUGUCUUCACUCAAAUUCCACCAAGUUCUCCCUGUUUGCUGGAGGGAUGCUGGUAAGUGGGUCCACCUGGGAUCAACAGCCCUUAUUCUCUAGCCCUGUUGUCAGGACGGGAAGGCCCCAGGCAGGACGAGCUCACGCAGGCUCCCUUCUGCUUGCCCUCCCACAGUGGCGAGAAGAGCGCUUCCGACUGACCAGUGAGAGCACCAACCAGCGGGUGCUGUGGUGGUCCAUCCUGCAGACCCUCAUCCUCGUGGCCAUUGGCGUCUGGCAGAUGCGGCACCUCAAGAGUUUCUUUGAAGCCAAGAAGCUUGUGUAACCACCGCAGGCCUGGCUGGCCCAACUUCCUCCCCUGCUGGGGGAGCGGGACUGCUGGGAAUGGAAUUCUCUCUGGCAGGAGGACUCUCCCAAUCUCGGAUGCUCUGGAGGAGAGGGGCUGCUGGUACCCCAGGCAUAAACUGAGGGCAGCAGUCGGACUGACUGAUACUUAGCGGGGGUGGGGCUAAGGUCUACCUCUUCCCCUGGACUUUAGGCCCUCUGCAGUAAUCACCAGGAGCCCCAUUGACACCUCAGAAUCACAGUGUUACUGAUCAUU
Echinops telfairi (small Madagascar hedgehog) is the source of this 951-nucleotide messenger RNA. RefSeq names its product transmembrane p24 trafficking protein 9 (gene TMED9). Lineage: Eukaryota; Metazoa; Chordata; Mammalia; Afrosoricida; Tenrecidae. Gene Ontology annotation, cellular component: COPII-coated ER to Golgi transport vesicle; endoplasmic reticulum; Golgi apparatus. The record is from RefSeq and is a predicted model, not a curated record. Gene Ontology annotation, biological process: COPI coating of Golgi vesicle; endoplasmic reticulum to Golgi vesicle-mediated transport; intracellular protein transport. Bases 1 to 675 code for a protein of 224 amino acids. The transcript has 5 exons.